This is a messenger RNA of Zingiber officinale, 2977 nucleotides long. RefSeq names its product sucrose synthase 7-like. The transcript has 16 exons. Gene Ontology annotation, molecular function: sucrose synthase activity. Gene Ontology annotation, biological process: sucrose metabolic process. Lineage: Eukaryota; Viridiplantae; Streptophyta; Magnoliopsida; Zingiberales; Zingiberaceae. The coding region runs from base 27 to 2795 and encodes 922 amino acids. The record is from RefSeq and is a predicted model, not a curated record.
AGUGAAUCCAAUUGAUACUUGAUUGCAUGAGGGAUAGGUAUAUUUUGAAUGCAAACUUCGAAAAAAUAAAAAAAAGAUUGACACUGUUGCAAAGGGAAGAGAAAUGUGCUUCAUCUUUCUGCCGGAGCAAGAAAGGGAACUCAUUGCCUAUAAAUUGGCUCUCAGGAAAAUGUGCCAACCCAACCUUCCUUCUGUGUAGGCUUCAAAAGCUAUCCAGAAAACCAACCAUGGCAGCCACUGCCACCACCGCGCUUAGCUUCAAGAGGUCAGACAGCAUCGCCGAGGGCAUGCCCGAGGCAUUGAAGCAGAGCCGAUACCAGAUGAAGAAAUGCUUCUCGCGGUAUGUCUCCAAGGGAAGAAGGCUCAUGAAGAACCCACAGUUGAUGGAGGAAUUGGACAAGUCCAUGGAUGACAAGGUAGAGAAGACCAAACUUAUGGAAGGAUUUCUGGGUUACAUUAUUGGUUCAACUCAGGAAGCUGCUGUUCUCCCCCCUCUCGUCGCAUUUGCAGUCAGGGUUCAACCGGGAAUAUGGGAGUUUGUCAAGGUCCAUUCAGAAGACCUCUCAGUUGAAGAAAUCACACCUUCUGAAUACUUGAAGUGCAAAGAAACUAUUUUCAAUGAGAAAUGGGCAAGAGAUGUGAACUCGCUGGAAGUAGAUUUUGGAGCGUUCAACCAAUCAACGCCCCUCAUCACCUUGCCGUCUUCUAUAGGAAAUGGCAUGCAGUUCAUAUCGAGAUUCAUGUCAUCAAGACUCAAUGAGCACUCUGAAAGCUUGAGGCCGUUGUUGGACUACUUGCUUAAGCUCAAUCACCGAGGCCAAAAGCUGAUGAUCAAUGAAACUCUCAGUACCGUGAACAAGCUUCAGACAGCGCUGCUCCUGGCCGAAGUGUUUGUCGGCGGUCUUCCUAAGAACACACCAUUCCAAAAGUUCGAACACAGAUUUGAGGAGUGGGGAUUGGUGAAAGGAUGGGGCGACACGGCAGGAACAGUGAAGGAUUCCUUGAAUUAUCUAUCAGAGGUUCUUCAAGCACCAGAUCCUGUCAAUAUGGAGAAGUUCUUUGCCAGAGUCCCUUGUAUUUUUAACAUAGUCAUUUUCUCACCCCAUGGCUACUUUGGACAAGCAGAUGUUCUUGGCUUGCCCGACACCGGCGGACAGGUUGUCUAUAUUCUUGAUCAAGUCAAGGCUUUUGAGGAGGAACUGCUACAAAGAAUCAAGCAGCAAGGAUUGUCAUUCAAACCUCGGAUUCUUGUGGUAACUAGGCUGAUUCCAGAAGCAAAGGGCACCAAAUGCAACCAAGAGCUUGAGCCAAUUCUCAACACCAAUCACUCACACAUCCUUCGCGUACCAUUCAUGACCGGAUCCAGUGUUCUACGCGAGUGGGUGUCUCGCUUCGACAUCUAUCCCUACCUCGACAGAUAUGCUCAGGAUGCUGCUGCUAAAAUAGUUGACAUCUUAGAAGGCAAACCAGAUCUUAUCAUCGGAAACUACACUGAUGGAAACUUGGUGGCCUCUCUCGUGGCGAGCAAUCUCGGAGUUACUCAGGGAACCAUUGCGCAUGCUCUUGAGAAGACAAAGUAUGAAGAUUCUGAUGUCAAGUGGAAAGAACUUGAUCCAAAGUACCAUUUCUCAUGCCAAUUUACAGCCGACAUGAUCUCGAUGAAUGCCGCCGAUUUCAUCAUCACGAGCACAUAUCAAGAAAUCGCAGGAAGCAAGGACAAGGUAGGGCAGUAUGAAAGCCACUAUGCGUUUACACUUCCGAAGCUUUGCCGAUUUGCCACCGGCAUCAACGUCUUCGAUCCCAAGUUCAACAUAGCCUCCCCUGGAGCUGAUCAAUCUAUCUACUUCCCUUUCACCCAAAAACAGAAGCGUCUAAGUUCCUUUCGUCCGGCAAUUGAGGAGUUGCUGUACAGCAAAACGGACAAUGAUGAGCACAUGGGAUACCUUGAAGAUAGAAACAAGCCCAUAGUCUUCUCGAUGGCGAGGCUCGACACUGUAAAGAACAUAACUGGGUUGGUGGAGUGGUACGGUAAGAACAAGAAGCUGAGGCAGCUCGUCAACCUAGUUGUAGUGGCUGGCUUCUUUGAUGCUUCCAAAUCGAAGGACAGGGAGGAGAUUAGCGAAAUCAAGAAGAUGCAUUCUUUGAUCGACAAGUACCAGAUGAAGGGUCAGAUGCGAUGGAUCGCAGCGCAAACCGAUCGCGCUCGCAACGGCGAGCUCUACCGGUGCAUCGCCGACACCGGAGGAGCCUUCGUGCAGCCAGCUUUGUACGAAGCGUUUGGGCUGACAGUCAUUGAGGCCAUGAACUGUGGCUUGCCGACCUUCGCGACGAAUCAGGGAGGGCCAGCAGAGAUCAUCGUCGACGGCGUUUCAGGCUUCCACAUCAACCCCGCCAAAGGAGACGAAGCAAGCAGCAAAAUGGCAGAAUUUUUCGAGACAUGCAGGGAUGACAAGAGCUACUGGAACAAGAUCUCCACAGCCGGCCUCCAACGCAUAUAUGAAUGCUAUACCUGGAAGAUAUAUGCCACCAAAGUGUUGAACAUGGGAUCGGUCUAUGGAUUCUGGAGGCAGCUCAUCAUGGACGAGAAGAAUAUCAAACAUAAGUACCUGCAGCUGUUCUACAAUGUCCAUUACAGGAAACUGGUUAAAGCAGUUCCAUUAGCAUUUGAUGAAGCACAACAGGCACCACAACCUUUGGCUAAAACUGCAUCAAAGCCGGGGCAAAGGCCAGCUCGAAAUUUCUUCAGCAUUUUUACAUGGAAACCCAAGCAAAGCAAACGAAAUGAAACAGCUUGAUCACUGGCCCAGGCGAGUCAGCAAAGCCACCAUUUCAUUAUCUUUUGAUGUUGCUAUCUAUGUCACUGUCCAUUUGUGUUAGGAUCAUGUCAAAACGGAUAGUGUAUCUCGUGCAUCCACAAAUACUUAAUCAAACAGAAUGUAAAGAUAAUGCCUUGGAGAUGGGCACGGAGUAUGUCUUA